AUGACUAAUCAGUCAGUUGAAGAGGCCCCGGUAGUGCACCAGCAGUUUUACAGAUUGGAAAUGAAAGAAAGUCAAAUGAUCAAACUUGUUGUGGCCAUUUUCGCAUCACUGCUUUUUGUUUACAUCAACAGCAUCAUGUUUCACACUCUUCUCAGUAAGCCCGUGUUUAGAGAGCUGCCUCGAUACGUUCUGUUUGCCCACAUGCUCUGCAAUGACUCAGCCCAGUUGCUUGUAUCUAUGACAUUAUAUCUCCUAACGAUGCAUUUGCAAGCAAUUCCUAAAGUUCUGUGUGCUUUCAUUUUGUUAUUAGCCACAGCAACAUUCCGCAACGCCGCUUUGAACCUGGCCGUAAUGUCACUUGAGCGCUAUGUGGCCAUUUGCUUUCCAUUAAGACACAGUGAGAUUGUGGACCAGAAAUCAGCAGGUGUUUCUAUUGGUGUCAUAUGGUUCUUAAGUGCGUUAAACGUUGUAAUAGAUAUUAUUUACGCACUGAUGGUGAACCCUGUGUCUUUUAAAAACCCCAUGCUCUGUAGUCGAGAGAGGUUUAUCUUUUCAAAAUGGCAAGUGGAUAUGUUUCAAGCCUUCAAUUCCUUUUACUUUGUGGCUGUAACUUGUAUAUUAAUUUUCACCUACAUUAAUGUUGUACUUGCGGCUCGAUCUGCCUCAUCAAAGAAAGACUCAGCAAAAAAGGCACAACAGACGAUAUUGCUGCAUUUUGGUCAGUUGGUUCUCUGUGUUAACUCUUUUAUUUAUGGAACUAUAGAGAGAGCCUUGUAUAUGGGCAGCAGCCUCGAGUUGUUCUUUCAUCUGCGAUACCUUAAUUUCCUCUUUGUUCUUCUUCUGCCUCGGUGCCUGAGUCCCCUAAUUUACGGCCUCAGAGACGACGCUGUGAGGCCCUUAUUCCUCUAUUAUUUCAGGUGUGGGACUCGGAAGGUUAAGCCCUCUGUUAAUGCACACUAAUAAUGUUUUGACGUUUGAGAACUAACUUGUUACACAGUGAGUGCGUAGACAUGCGGUUCAGUAUCCCAAAUAUG
Engraulis encrasicolus (European anchovy) is the source of this 1034-nucleotide messenger RNA. Its product is annotated as odorant receptor 131-2-like. Gene Ontology annotation, biological process: G protein-coupled receptor signaling pathway; detection of chemical stimulus involved in sensory perception of smell. Bases 1 to 960 code for a protein of 319 amino acids. NCBI's taxonomy places the organism in Eukaryota, Metazoa, Chordata, Actinopteri, Clupeiformes, Engraulidae. Gene Ontology annotation, molecular function: odorant binding; olfactory receptor activity; G protein-coupled receptor activity. Gene Ontology annotation, cellular component: membrane. The transcript has a single exon. The record is from RefSeq and is a predicted model, not a curated record.